UCUGCAUGCAAUAACGCACCCUGCGGAUGCCCUGUAAUGCUGAAAUUACCAGAUUGGGUUCACCCAUCUUUCGCUGACUAAGGAAUUCGCGAUUUGCACUCAUUCUUGCACUCAUUACACCUCAUACUCGCGAAAUUAUCCUUGCUACAGUACUGUGCCCUUGCAAUGUGCGUCUUGCCUCAUAAACUCCGGAAAAUUCGCCGCCCUCUUUUUACCAACCCAAAUCCUUCAUCACCAUGACCUCUAUCGAGACUCUAUCGAAACCCCUUCAACUUCCCCUCACACCUGGCGUUCUAGAACUCAUCAACGCCCAUCUAUUACAGCUUCAGCCAGAGCAGAUACUAGCAUGGGCUAUCGAGUAUCUUCCCAAUCUUUACCAGACUACGGCAUUUGGACUGACAGGGCUUGUCGCCAUUGAUAUGCUCUCGAAAUUAACCACUUCACCACCGCCACUGAUAUUUCUCGAUACGCUGUAUCAUUUCAGAGAAACUUACGAGCUGGUCGAAGAAGUGAAACUGAAAUAUCGCACCCCUUUGCACGUGUACAAACCUGCAGAAUGCCGCACUGUGGAAGAUUUUGAAGCCAAAUACGGUCAAAAAUUAUGGGAAAGUGAUGAAGAUACCUAUGACUUUGCCGUCAAGGUAGAACCUGCACGAAGGGCAUAUGCUGAACUCGGUGUUCAGGCUGUGAUAACAGGCAGGAGAGCUUCGCAAGGUGGCGAUCGCGCAUCUCUUCAGCCACUGGAAGUUGAUUCAACGGGAUUACUGAAGCUGAACCCACUAUUCGAGUGGACCUUCCCAAUAGUGGAAUGGUACAUAAGUGAAAACAACGUCCCUCGGAACAAACUUCUAUCACAGGGGUAUCGUAGCGUUGGUGACUGGCAUAGUACCGUGAAAGUCGGUGAGGGUCAAGGCGAGCGAGCAGGUAGAUGGGUUGGAAGGGAAAAGACGGAAUGCGGUCUGCAUAAAGAUUAUUUUACAAUGAAGAAACAAGCAAUGAGAGCUUCGGCUGAACAAGAUCAUCUUCCACGGUAGAACAGACACUCGGUACACGCUUCGAUUCUAAGUAUAUCAUCAGGCUUUGUUCUCGUCCUGUAAUUAUUAUACUGUAAUUCGAGUAAAUCAAUGGAUUUCAAUUCAUCUUACAUUAAGUUAAUGUUCAUUUUUCAGU
This is a messenger RNA of Lentinula edodes (shiitake mushroom), 1170 nucleotides long. RefSeq lists its product as uncharacterized. Gene Ontology annotation, cellular component: cytoplasm. The transcript is spliced from 5 exons. Gene Ontology annotation, molecular function: phosphoadenylyl-sulfate reductase (thioredoxin) activity. The coding region runs from base 237 to 1034 and encodes 265 amino acids. NCBI's taxonomy places the organism in Eukaryota, Fungi, Basidiomycota, Agaricomycetes, Agaricales, Omphalotaceae. The record is from RefSeq and is a predicted model, not a curated record.